Molecule: messenger RNA, 922 nt
Organism: Aspergillus welwitschiae
Lineage: Eukaryota; Fungi; Ascomycota; Eurotiomycetes; Eurotiales; Aspergillaceae
Product: histidine phosphatase family protein
Exons: 4
Coding region: 115-837 (240 amino acids)
Biological process (GO): ribose phosphate biosynthetic process
Molecular function (GO): sedoheptulose-bisphosphatase activity
Source: RefSeq, a predicted model, not a curated record
CAUCAUUAAGUCCCCAUAAGCCAUCCUCUCAUUCCCUACUACACACCCAAUCUCCCCUCCCCACGACCCAUCCCCCAACAUACUCCAAGAAAACACCAAAAGAAAGAAAGAAAAAUGACCCCCCGCUGCUUCAUAAUCCGCCACGGCGAAACCUCCUGGUCCCUGAACGGCCGACACACCGGCUCGACGGACCUGCCGCUGACCGAGAACGGCGAGAAGCGUAUAAAAGCCACGGGAAAGGCUCUGGUCGGGAAUGAUCGGUUGAUUGUGCCGAGGAAGUUGGUUCAUGUGUACGUGUCGCCGCGCGCACGGGCCCAACGUACCCUCGAACUCCUCGAGAUCGGAUGCAAGGAGAGAUUACCGUGGAACGAGGCGCGGAAGUCGGAGGAUGAGGAGCCGAUACGCACGGAGGCGAAGGUGGAGGUUACGGAGGCUGUCAGGGAGUGGGAUUAUGGGGAGUAUGAGGGGUUGACGAGUAAGCAGAUACGGGAGAUGAGGAGGGAGAAGGGAGAGGGGGAGUGGGAGAUUUGGAGAGAUGGGUGUCCCGGGGGAGAAUCCCCCGAAGACGUGAUCAAGCGUCUAGACGCCGUGAUUGCAGAGAUCAGAGAGAAGUUCCACAAGCCCUGUUUCGACGGCGACUCUUCUUCCAAGGGCGAUGUUCUCGUCGUGGCACAUGGACAUAUCCUGCGUGCGUUUGCGAUGCGGUGGACGGGGAAGCCGUUGACGGAGACGGCGCUGAUUUUGGAAGCGGGUGGUGUGGGCACAUUGAGCUACGAACACCACAACAUCGACGAGCCAGCAAUCAUUCUAGGAGGAGGAUUCGUAGUCGACAGCUGAGAUGACUGACUGCUUAUAGAAGAUCUUUGCAAUCAGCAAAUAGACCGAGAGUCAAUAGAGAAUAAACACUCACAAUACCCAUAUC